Messenger RNA from Pipistrellus kuhlii (Kuhl's pipistrelle), 1408 nucleotides. It is a transcript of the gene IL17REL, whose product is annotated as interleukin 17 receptor E like. Gene Ontology annotation, molecular function: interleukin-17 receptor activity. The record is from RefSeq and is a predicted model, not a curated record. Bases 4 to 1392 code for a protein of 462 amino acids. The transcript has 16 exons. Lineage: Eukaryota; Metazoa; Chordata; Mammalia; Chiroptera; Vespertilionidae.
GCCAUGCCGGCCGGGACAGCCCUUGCCCUCGCGCUCCUGGCCCUGACCUGCAGCACCCGCGGGGGCCUGGCCGUGCCCCGGGUCACAGACUGCAGCCUCGCCUGCUCUCCGGGCUUCGUCUGCAGGCGUCACGUGACCCGGGACGUCCUGAGCAGCUUCUGCCGGCAGCCCCCCGCGGCCGUGCCCCGGCCGGUCCUGGGGGCCCUGACCGUCUCCACCGCCAUGAGCUGUGCCCCCCCGGGCGGCUGCUCCCUGCUGCUGCAUGUGCAGGCCUCCGUCCGGCUGCAGGAGAGCCUGCGGGGCCUGGAGGCCUGCGCCCAGAGCAUGGACACGCAGGAGACACGCUGCCAGGGCGUGCGCGUCCCCGGAGGCUCCCGCCGGCGCCAGGCGGGGCAGGAGCUCCAGGUGCACUUCGACUGCUUCGAGGUCAGUGCAGCCCAGAGCGUCCACGUCACCCUGAGGCCUGUCCCCCACUUCUGCGGGGUGCAGCUGGAACAGCAGUACCACGUGGAAGACUGUGGAGACGAGGACGUGAGGCGGAACCUGCCGGAAUGCCGUGCCGGGAAGCUGUCCUACCGGGUGGAUCGCAGCCGCAAGGUCGUCCUGGUGCAGCUGCCCGAGGCCCCUGAGGGCACCGACCACUAUGUGCGGCUCUGCCUCAAGUGGUCCGCCUGCGAGGACGCGGGCGCCCUGGUGCAGGUGGCUGCGAACAGCAUCUCGGGGGUGGUCGCCCUGCCCUACAGCCAGGAGCUGCCCUGCCUGUGCCUGGAGAGCUGGUCUGCGAUCCCGGACGCAGUGCGGACCUGGACCUGCCCCUUCGAGCUCGACACAGAGGCGCUGUGGGCAGCUGUCCACUACCAUCCGGCCAGCCAGGCGCUAAGCUGGGAGCCGGCCUGCCCGCUGAGCGGCCUCGUGAGCCUGUGCUGGCGCCCGGGGCCUGGGCCCCGCUGCCUGGAGCUGCAGGACUCCCGGCGGCCGGCCCACGGCAGGGUGCAGUACUCCCUGGUGGACACCCAGCCCCAGCUCUGCCUCCAGUUCUCCACCAGCCUGGGCUUCCAUGUGAGGUGCCCCUUCCAGCAGCCACGCUUCCCAGCCUGGAAGAUGACCGUCGGCCCAGCACCGUCCGGGACCCACCUCCGCGUCGCCUUCUCCUCGCCCGGCCCCGCCCGCUUCCGAGUGAGCCUGUGCCGUGGGCGGGAGACGUGGCCCCCGGCCUGCCACCAAGCCCUGCAGGCCCCCACCCUCCCCGCAGCCUCGGCUGACGGCACGGAGGACCCUGCCUUUGUGGACGUUCCCAGGGACGAGGCCUGUGGGCCUGACACGUGCAUCCAGGGCUGGAGAGCCGACCUGCACUUCUCAGCCCCCCAGCAGCUGUGCGGCGCCCGGUGCUGAGCCGGGAGGUGCCUCA